Maylandia zebra (zebra mbuna) is the source of this 3488-nucleotide messenger RNA. It is a transcript of the gene nr2f5, whose product is annotated as nuclear receptor subfamily 2, group F, member 5. Gene Ontology annotation, biological process: regulation of DNA-templated transcription. Lineage: Eukaryota; Metazoa; Chordata; Actinopteri; Cichliformes; Cichlidae. The record is from RefSeq and is a predicted model, not a curated record. Gene Ontology annotation, molecular function: DNA-binding transcription factor activity; zinc ion binding; sequence-specific DNA binding.
GACACUUUGCCGAAAUUGUAGCUUUGACUCUCAGACAGUCGAAGGGUAAAGCGAUAGUACAGUCGAGCGGCAAAGCUUGUUCAGCGAGGUGUUUCUAUUUAGACUCUUCCACACUGACGAUCAUCCAGAAGACACUGGAGAUAUUUCGCCCGUGUAGUUGGUAAAUAAAUGUCAGAGCGCCCACUGACGUCGCUUUCCAAAUCGUCACCUCGGCGCGCAAGAAAAAGAGGAACAAGGAUUGCGUGCUCCCCGGGACUUGCGCUCCAUGGGCUGCGUUAUCCAGAAGCUUGCUGGGACUAAAUACAUCGAAUGAUAUGAGCAUGUAGUCAGUGUUAAUUCUGCUUUUCAUUCAAUUUAGACGUAGUGUUGAGCUUGUGGCUGAAGAAAGGCGCAUGAGGCAACACGUUUUCUUCUAUAUUCAGUUUCAUUUGUCCAACUUUAAAUUCUAGAGGCAAGCAAAUAAUCAGACGGCUUUUAAUUUUGACAGCAGAGACUCUGACUUACUGGACUGACUUUCCCGAGAGGUUACGCUCUGAAGAACAACGUGUUUAUGGAUAUCUGCGCAGCAAGGAACAUCGGGAGUUGUAGGCUUUGCACUUCUGAGUCGAUCAUGUUGAUACCUUGCUUUUACUGUAAACUUUGAUAGAUGUUUACAGGAAGAUUUCGGCGACAAUAAGAAAUCACAGUUCUGAUACGCUCAGACUGACCUCUGGGGAAAGUGGGACGCGCUUUUUCGCCCUCCCUCGUUUUUUUCUCCCGAGACGUCAGGACGGAUCUCUAUCACGCAAUCUGACUCUGCUUCUGUGGUUUAAACAAAGACCAAGUGUUUUGGGAUAGCAUGGCAAUGGUAGUAAAUCAAUGGCCAGAGAACAUUUCUGCAGAUCCGGGGUCUCAACUCCAGAUAUGCGGCCAGGAGCCCGGCGGGGCACCUGGAACACCAAACGGUUCUACCCCAGGGAACGACGCACUUUCCGGGGACAAGAUCCCCAACGUGGACUGCAUGGUGUGUGGGGACAAGUCCAGUGGGAAGCAUUACGGUCAGUUCACCUGCGAGGGAUGCAAAAGCUUCUUUAAGCGUUCUGUGAGGCGGAACCUCACUUACACCUGCCGGGGGAACCGAGACUGCCCCAUCGACCAGCACCACCGGAACCAGUGUCAGUACUGCCGGCUGAAGAAGUGCCUCAAAGUCGGCAUGAGGAGAGAAGCAGUACAACGAGGACGUACAUCAAACUCCCAGAGCAGUCCAGGGCAGUACCUGACCAAUGGCACCGACCCGUACAACGGCCAACCCUACCUGUCGGGCUUCAUCUCUCUGCUGCUUCGCGCUGAGCCGUACCCAACGUCUCGCUACGGGGCUCAGUGUAUGCAGGGGAACAACCUCAUGGGUAUCGAGAACAUCUGUGAGCUGGCGGCCAGGCUGCUGUUCAGCGCUGUGGAGUGGGCCAAGAACAUCCCCUUCUUUCCUGAUCUGCAGCUCAUGGAUCAGGUGGCUCUGCUGCGAAUGUCAUGGAGCGAACUCUUUGUUCUAAAUGCUGCCCAGUGCUCCAUGCCGCUUCAUGUGGCUCCUCUGUUGGCAGCGGCCGGCCUGCACGCAUCACCUAUGUCAGCAGAGCGUGUUGUGGCCUUCAUGGACCACAUCCGAGUCUUCCAAGAGCAGGUGGAGAAGCUGAAGGCCCUGCAGGUCGACACAGCUGAAUAUUCUUGUCUCAAGUCCAUUGUGCUCUUUACAUCUGACGCCAUGGGCUUGUCAGACGUCGCCCACGUGGAGAGCAUCCAGGAGAAGUCUCAGUGUGCUCUGGAGGAGUAUGUAAGAAACCAGUACCCCAGCCAGCCGAACCGCUUUGGACGCCUCCUCCUCCGCCUGCCGUCCCUGCGCAUUGUCUCCUCUCCAGUCAUCGAACAGCUGUUUUUUGUGCGCCUCGUCGGCAAGACUCCAAUUGAGACGCUCCUCCGUGACAUGCUGCUCUCGGGCUCCAGCUACAACUGGCCCUACAUGCCCACAGUACAGCGAGAGCGACCAAUCUCUCUCCACUACAAUGAGAAUGGGCCCUGAAGUGGAAGGACAGACCAAGGAGAAGCUACGGGGGAAAUUACGGUUGAAGGCUGACCUGACUGCUCAUCAAUCCAUCUCUCCUUCCCUUCAUUGUCUGCGUUCAACUUCUCAGCUUCCCAAGAAGAAGUAUCUCCCUCACCAUUCCGCUUUAAACACCGACAUUGACACACCAUCAUCCCAGUUACACAAGCCAGGCUAGCUUUCACUAUCGCUAAUACAGAGACUUUGUGGCCCGUUGCAGCUCCUCAGCCGAGUCUACAUUUGAGAUGUGGCGUGAGAUGGACAGGUUGGUAGAAUGGGUUAUUGCGCAGUUCACCAGCAGGUCUGUUGGACUCACUUCAGAUGUCAUUCUCAAAAACCAUGCAAACAAUUUCAGCGAGCAUUUGCUUCAUUUUCGGUGAUACACCUACACAUACGGAAACUGUGUGCUAGCAUCUGCGUACGAGCAUGGAGAAUACUGAGCAAGGGCUUUACCAAUGGGACAGCCAAGAGCACAAAGCCUGUUGUAAAUAUACCAAUUUUUAAAAAGAGAAAACCAGAAGCCAUUAAAAAAAGACAAAUGCCAAAAUGUCUUGAACUUUUGCAGAGGAUGUUUUAUUGUGUGUUUGUAUUAGCACUGUUUAUAUGGAGAGAAAACCCAUGAUUGUGUCCAUAUGUACAGUAUAUCAUCGAUUCAUAGACAUCUAAGGCAUAUUAGGGUUCAAUUGGGGAAGCUCAGGUUCAGAGGGUGGGCAGACGGGCAUGUCAAUAUCAGAACAAAAAAGACAAACCCAGCAAAUUUUACACUUAUCAGCAGCCUGUGCCAAAGCUGACAAAUCAUACGGUUUGGAGUAUUUUUGUGAUAGUGUUGGCUAUUAAAAGAAAAGUUUGGUUUGUCUAUAAUUUGACUUGUUGUGGGGUCUGAGGGGCGAGAAGGAGUUUGUAAUGAAUACAAAUAAAAGCGUAGGCACUUGCAUUGAAAAGUAGUCAGUUUGAAUCUGCAGAAUCACAGCACUGGUAGAUUGUUUCUACCCUUACCCUGUUUGACUGAAGUAUAUUUUUUCUUACUCUAAAGACCCAUGGUGUUAACAUCGGGGUGGCAAAGCUCAUCCUCCUUAUUGUCAUUACUUUUUUUUUUGUCAGUAUUGGACCCUUUAGACAGGGGAGUGGGAGGGUGGUAUGGGCUUUUACAAAAGUAGCUGUACUUGCCUUAGAACAAAGAUUCUGUCACUGAGCAUUUAUCUUAUGACUGUGCCAUAAUCUCUCGUUACCUGUUAUAACAGGUAUUAUGUCCUGUCAGGAUUGGAAAUGAGUUUGCAUGAAGUUAAAAUGUGAUGUGCAACAUGUCAUUGAAGAGUCAUGCACAAUCCAAAUAUUUUAAUUGAGUUAAUUAUUACACACACACACACACACACACACACACACACACACACACACACAUACACACACACACACA